GAGAACCUUCCUGCGGCUGCGUUCGGACCUCGCUGCUCCAGCCUCCAGGACACGUCCCAUCCUUCCAGCCUGAGACUAGCAGUAUAGAAAAAAAAAUUCCAUAUCAUUUCUUGCCCCGUACACACCUUGAGGCGAGCAAAAAAAUUAAAAUAAAUUUUAAGAAUGAGGGAAAUCGUGCACAUCCAGGCCAGUCAGUGUGGCAACCAGAUCGGUGCCAAGUUCUGGGAGGUAAUCAGUGAUGAACAUGGCAUCGACCCCACUGGAACCUACCAUGGUGAUAGCGACCUGCAGCUGGAUCGCAUCUGCGUGUACUACAAUGAAGCUACAGGUGGCAAAUAUGUUCCUCGUGCUAUCUUGGUGGAUCUAGAACCCGUGACCAUGGACUCUGUUCGCUCAGGUCCUUUUGGGCAGAUAUUCAGACCAGACAACUUUGUUUUUGGUCAGUCUGGGGCAGGCAACAACUGGGCCAAAGGCCACUACACAGAGGGGGCUGAGCUGGUUGACUCAGUCCUGGAUGUGGUGAGGAAGGAGGCAGAGAGCUGUGACUGCCUACAGGGCUUCCAGCUGACCCGCUCACUGGGUGGGGGCACAGGCUCUGGAAUGGGCACCUUGCUCAUCAGCAAGAUCCGAGAAGAGUAUCCUGACCGCAUCAUGAACACCUUCAGUGUGGUACCCUCACCCAAAGUGUCUGACACUGUGGUCGAGCCCUACAAUGCCACCCUCUCCGUCCAUCAGUUGGUAGAGAACACAGAUGAGACCUACUGCAUUGACAACGAGGCUCUUUAUGACAUCUGCUUCCGCACUCUCAAGCUGACCACACCAACCUACGGAGACCUGAACCACCUCGUCUCAGCCACCAUGAGUGGUGUCACCACCUGCCUCCGCUUCCCUGGUCAGCUCAAUGCUGACCUCCGGAAGCUAGCCAUCAACAUGGUGCCCUUCCCACGGCUCCACUUCUUCAUGCCUGGCUUUGCACCUCUGACCAGCCGUGGAAGCCAGCAGUAUCGGGCCCUCACUGUGCCUGAACUCACCCAGCAGGUCUUUGAUGCCAAGAACAUGAUGGCUGCCUGUGACCCCCGCCAUGGCCGUUACCUCACUGUGGCUGCUGUCUUCCGUGGGCGUAUGUCCAUGAAGGAGGUAGAUGAGCAGAUGCUCAACGUGCAGAACAAGAAUAGCAGCUACUUCGUGGAGUGGAUCCCCAACAAUGUCAAGACAGCAGUCUGCGAUAUCCCACCUCGUGGCCUCAAGAUGGCAGUCACCUUCAUUGGAAAUAGUACAGCCAUCCAGGAGCUCUUCAAGCGCAUCUCAGAGCAGUUCACGGCCAUGUUCCGGCGCAAGGCCUUCCUCCACUGGUACACAGGUGAGGGCAUGGACGAGAUGGAAUUCACUGAAGCUGAGAGCAACAUGAAUGACCUUGUCUCCGAGUAUCAGCAGUACCAGGAUGCCACCGUAGAAGAAGAGGAGGAUUUCGGUGAGGAGGCUGAAGAGGAGGCCUAAGACAGAGCACCAUCACCUCAGGCUUCUCCAUUCCCUCAGCCUUCUUCCUCAGCUGCCCCUGUCCUCUCCCUCAGAAUUACAUUUUCUGCCUCUGUCUCUUUUUUUUUUCUUUUUUGGAGGGGGAUGGUCCUAGAACACAGUGCCUGGCACAUAAUAGGCGCUCAAUAAAUACUUGUUGUUUGUUGAAUGUCUCCUCUCUUCCACUCUGGGAAACCUAGAUUUCUGCCAUUCUCAGUAACCCUGUAUUUCCUUUCGGUGUCCCCUUCUCCCAUCUGUCCAGUUGGUAUUUCCCUUUGUUUUAUAAGAUAAUUCUCCAAGAAGCUGGGUCUCAUCAGAUCCCAUCUAAAACCAAGUGCUUAAAAUCCAGUAGAUGGCCACCAUCCUAAGCCCAUGUGGUAGCCCCGGGGAAAGGAAACAAAGCUACCUCAUAGCAGUAGAGGUACCUAUAAGGAAGGGGUAGGGUUUUCGAUUCUAGAGCAGUUUUGGAGAGGGAUAUCCAGGCUCUUGAGUCCUAAUUUCCAGGAAUUUCCCUGCUCCUCUCAGCUUCAGGAGAGGUGUUGACAGUAUUAUCUCUUUUUCCGUCUUCCAAGCUGUGUCCUGAGCUGUUUCUUUUGCAGGGGUCUGCCCUACCCUGUUAAAGCAGGAUCCUUCCCUUUUCCUACAUAACCACCUUCAUAUGUUGGAUUCCUUCCUUUUCCCCUGGUUGGAGAAGGGGGCCAAGAAGGGGAAGAGGGACUAGCCUCCAGAAAGACCCUCCCCAUCCCCACCC
Messenger RNA from Lutra lutra (Eurasian river otter), 2266 nucleotides. RefSeq names its product tubulin beta chain-like. Gene Ontology annotation, cellular component: microtubule; cytoplasm. Gene Ontology annotation, biological process: microtubule cytoskeleton organization; mitotic cell cycle. The coding region runs from base 163 to 1497 and encodes 444 amino acids. The record is from RefSeq and is a predicted model, not a curated record. Lineage: Eukaryota; Metazoa; Chordata; Mammalia; Carnivora; Mustelidae. The transcript has a single exon. Gene Ontology annotation, molecular function: structural constituent of cytoskeleton; GTP binding; GTPase activity.